GGACGGUAGAGAGCGACAGAUCCGAAACGGUGGCACGGUGGCGGAUAGUUUGCUGCAAAAACGAUUGAUCAAAAUCCUCGAGAGAACAGUGGCGGUCGUGCACACCAGGAGCCAUCAGGCUUGCGCUCACCUUCAAAGCUCUACUUCAAACACACACACAUACACGCACACGUACACACACAUACACACACACACACACACACACACACACACACACACACACACACACACACACACACGUACCUUGCUUCAUUUAAGCAUAUGCACACACUGAAACUCACACAACUGUCUUACACUUUAACACACUCACACUGUUACGUACUGCUCCACAGUUUUCCCAGCGCCGUGUACGGCGCAAAGUGAAUGUGGUUGAUUGGUAAGGUGGAUGCUGAGGAUGGAUUUGCAUUCACGGCUUGGGUCCACGGCAGGAUCCCGUUGCGGUUUUGUGUGAAACUCCCCCCCCCCCAUGAAUGAAGCUGGUGUUCGUUUCGUGAAUGAGUGCGUAAGCGCGUGUAUGUACGUGGAUCGAAAGCGCAUGGUAUCGUGAAUGGUGCGUGCGUGCGUGUGUGUGUUUGAGCGUGUGGUGGUUGUGCUUAUUCGUUCGGGUGGUUGGGACACACAGUGAUCUUUAAGCGUUUUGUUUGUCUUCUUUUUGUCGGUUUUUUGUUUGUUGGGGAUAUCCCUCGGGGCAUUCCUUCCCGGGGAGACGGUAUCGAGCCUUCAACAAGUGUGCCGAGAGCGCGUUGGAAAGAUGAAUUAAUAAUUACGUGCCCGAGUCCUUUCACCAGCACGCGGGCCCCGUAUUCUUCCGAACUUUUUGAAUAGAACGGAAGUCUUGUGUAACGCGUUGGCCCAGUGAAUGAAUUAUGAAUGUCUAGAAACGGUGGCGGCAGAAGGGUCCUCUCUGGAACGUUGUCUUGCGUAAACGGAAGGAUCCUUGCGCGAAUAGAACACUUAGUACUGAAGUCUGUUUGCUAACUAUUUGAAAAAAAAAAAAGAAAAAAAUACACAACAGCGUAUGCUGUCCGGUAACUGACGCGUUUGAAAGAAUCCGCCAUCAACCGCAAUCAACUUCGUCGUUCAGCCCGCCAAUCGAAAAAAAAAAACGCCUCCUAGGAGAGGGAGCUCCCUCUGGAGCGUGAGCACCCCCUGUGCGAGCGUGUGACCGGUAGCGGAUAUCCUUGCCGUGCAGUGAAACUGGAAGCAAGCGGCUGCUUUCUGAGCGGCACUGCGCACCAGCACGAGCAAGGCAAAUCCGGCAUGUCGUGCGGCGUACCGGGGAGCAGGUUCGCACUCGGCAGAAGGUUCGCAACCGGCACCAGCUAAAAGAUGACGAUCAUCGUGUUCCUGGUGGACACGUCCGCCUCGAUGUGCCAGCGGGCGCUGGUGAACGGUGUGCAGAAGACGUACCUCGACAUCGCCAAGGGUGCGGUGGAAACGUUCCUCAAGUUCCGGCAGCGGUCGCAGGACUGCAUGGGCGACCGGUACAUGCUGCUCACGUUCGAGGACCCGCCGAACAACGUGAAGGCGGGCUGGAAGGAGAACCACGCCACCUUCAUGAACGAGCUGAAGAACCUGCAGAGCAACGGGCUGACGUCGAUGGGCGAGGCGCUGAAGAACGCGUUCGAUCUGCUCAACCUGAACCGGAUGCAGUCCGGCAUCGACACGUACGGGCAGGGCCGGUGCCCGUUCUACCUCGAGCCGUCCGUGAUCAUCGUGCUGACCGACGGCGGUAAGUACGCGUUCCGGAACGGGGUCCACCAGGAGAUCAUACUGCCGCUGCACGCCCAGAUGCCGGGCACGAAGCUGACGAAGGAGCCGUUCCGCUGGGACCAGCGGCUGUUCUCGCUGGUGCUGCGCAUGCCGGGCAACCGGGUGGAGGAGCGGGCGGACGGGAAGGUGCCGCACGACGACUCGAUGAUCGAGAAGAUGUGCGAGGUGACCGGGGGCCGGUCGUACAAGAUCAAGUCGCACUACGUGCUGAACCAGUGCAUCGAGAGCCUGGUGCAGAAGGUGCAGCCGGGCGUGGUGAUCCACUUCGACCAGCUGAUCGCGAACGGGGGCGACGGGGGCGGCGCGGCCGAGCUGCAGUUCCAGUCGACCAAGCGCAUGAUCUACGUACCGAAGCAGCACCCGUCGCAGAAGACGUUCCCGGUCGGCUACUGGCCGAUACCGGAGCCGUACUGGCCGGACCCGAAGCUGACCAGUCUGCCGCCGCGCGACGCCCACCCGAAGAUCAAGAUCAUCUCACCGUGCUGCGACGAGCCGCAGGUGCUGCGCAACUUCCCGAUCGACAAGUACGAGCUGGAGGCGAGCCCGCUCACGCUGCAGAUCCUGUCGAAGAAGGAGUCGAACAAGGUGUGGCCGCUGAUCGUGUCGACCGGGAUGCAGGGCGAGAUGCCGUUCGGCUACCUCAAGCCGAACAGCACGCUGCCGAUCGUGCACCUGUACGUGCUGCCGUACAACUACCAGAUGCUGCUGCCGCUGAUCAACGAUCUGUUUCACAAGUUCAACCUGAACCCGCCGAACGACUGGGUGUACAAGUUUACCAACUACGUCAAGACGAUCCCGCAGUACUACUGUCCGUUCCUGCGGCGGGCGCUCGCGACCACCCCGAACGUGCCGUACCAGCUGGUGCAGUACAUACUGCCGGAGAACCUCGACAGCUACCUGUGCCCGGCGGUGGCCAACUAUCUGAAGCAGAUGAAGAACACGGCCAAGCAGGACCAGGAGAAUCUGUGCCUGCGCGUGCUCAAGCAGCUGAAGCAGCCGAAACCGGCCUACCACCAGCUCGAGACGGCGAAGCUGACCGGCGGCCAGCAGCUCAAGCGCGACAUCGUGACGCACCCGAUGCUGAAGGACACGUUCACCAAGAUGCACAUGGAGAUUGCCAGCUUCGACAGCUACACGAUCGUUAUACCGUCGAUCAUACAGACGGCGGCGACGAAAAACUACCGCAACCCGUACGACAUUCCGCGCCGCGACCUGAUCGACGAGAUUGCCCGGAUGCGGGAGAACUUCUUCCACCUGCCGACGAGCGGGAUCCACGUGUUCACGAAGGAUUCGGGCCACUGUCUGCCGAUAUCGGACAUGGGCAACUACCAGGAGUAUCUGAAGAACAAGGAGACGCCGCUCCGCGAGCUCGAGCCGACGAACGUGCGGCAGCACAUGUUUGGCAACCCGUACAAGAAGGACAAGAACAUGGUGAUGGUGGACGAGGCGGACCUGAACGAUCUCGCCCCGAUGAAGGCGAGCGGGCUGCCGGGCCCGCACCCGGGCAGCAGCCACAUGAAGAAAAGCCUCGAGCAGGGCACGGUGACGCGGCUGACCCGGAAGCGCAAGGCGGGCCCGAUCCGGAAGGACUACGUGUUCAAGCGGUCCGCGAUGGAGUUGGCCAGCAGCAGCGGCAGCAGCAGCCCGUCUGGCUCGCUGUCGGGGGACGAGUCGAGCAUCGGCGACCCGCUGCUGACCGACGACGAGAGCGGGUCCGAGCUUAGCGGGUCCGGCAGCGACACCGAGGACGAUACCGAGGGCUGCCUGGUGAUGGCGCUCGACCCGCUCGACGACCCGCCCGGGGAGCUGGGGGUGUCGAACCACCACCGCGAGCCCCUGCCCGAGGGGGCCAGUGUGGCUGGCGAAGCGGUGGCGCUAACGGAAGCCACAGCGACGACGGCGACGGCGGCAGCACCGGGCGGAACUGGAGCGCACCCAAGCAUGGCGGAGGUGGCAGUGGCCGAGGUGAAGGUGGUAAUACGCCGUGCGGGCUCGCCUGGAAUCGUCGGCGAGAAGGAGCAACCCCGAGCGGACGAAAGCGUCGCUUACUCGCCCAAAAAGCAAACGCACGAGCAGCAGCAGCAGCAGCCCGACAGUAAGGUUGGUGCGCACGUGGCCGAAGCGGAGCCGGUAAAGAAGGUAGAGAGGGACGCAACCGAGCCGGUGAGUGCGGACGGUGCGGCAGAGCGAGACAAUGGGAAGAAAGACAGCCUGCCGGUUGAGAGGGAGGAGACCGACGUCGAGGAGGAGUUCGAGCAGGAGGGCGAGGAGACGGCCGAGUCUAACGUGCGGCAAGUGGAGCAGGCCGCGGAGCAGGCAUUUGCACCUAGACCGGACGGCAGCAUGGACGGUGGGGUGAAACCGCACAUCGAGCUUACGGAACAAAGGGAGCGCAUGGUGGUGGAGCAGGCCGAGCAAGCGGCGGAAGAAGCGAAUGUACCGCUGGGAGAGGAGCAGGCGACGGCGGAUGGGGCUGCACCGCCAUGCCCGGAAAGCGUCCAGGUGGACGAUCAUAUCAACACGAGCCACGAACGGGUACGAGCGGAAGCGGAGCAAAGUUCGGCGUUACGGUUACAAGCGGACCAGACGGUGCAGCCGUCGCCGAGUGCGGCCGCGGAGGUGCCAGCGCACAGCGAAGCAAGCAAGGAAGUGGACGCGGAGCCUGAACGGGCGAGCGCUGCGGUGGAGCCAGCACUACGGGCGGAGGAGCCCAAGCAAGCGGCGGAUCCGCUGGCUGAGCCUACAAAGUCGCUGACGGAGCCAGCAGUUUCGGAGCCCGCACCCCAGCAGCAAGCACAGCCGCAAGAGCAGCGGCCAACGUCACGCCAUGCGUCGGUAGUGCAGUGGGGGAUGGAGGCGAGUGCGGCGGACGCAACGGACGUACUGCGGAUGCAGGAGCAGGAACAGCAGGAGCAGCAGCAGCAGCAGCAGCAAGAGCAACAGCAGCAAGAGCAGCAGCAAGAGCAGCAGCAGGAGGAGCAGCAGGAGGAGCAGGAACAGCAGCAACAAGUGCACGAGCAACGGCCAGCGGCACCGGCCCGCCAUCCGGCGGUAUCGCAAUGGAGCCUCGAGGCCGGCAACGACCUGACGGACGUGCUGAAAAUUUCCAACAUCCUCAAAACCUGCCACAACGGUAGCGAAAGCGACCGCGACAAGGACGGCCAUUACGACGACGGGCCGCCGGCCGACCGGCCUACCGUCAUCAGCAGUACGAACAGUGGCGGCGCGCACCAGGCGGGCGGAGGCACUGCCCCCGAUGCCGAGCCGGUGAUGGUGCUGGCGAACGGGCUCGCCUCGGCCGCGAUGAACGGCGGGUGCGACGGUGCGGUGCAGCCGACGCUCAACUGGGACUACAACUACGCGCUCUACUCGUGCGUCGAGGACGAGCAGGAGCUGGAGCGCAUCGAGGAGACGAACCUGCGGACGCGCUCGAUCGUGUACCGCGACAUCCGGCGGCCGGGCCGGGACUACGCCCAGCUGCUCAAGCAUCUCGAGCUGGUGGAGGGCAGCCGGGCGACGCGCAAGCACUUCGUGGACGCGUGCGUGCAGGAGGCGCGCCGGUUCCGGCGCCACCGGAUGGUGGAGUGCAUACAGGAAUGGUGGGCCCGGUCGCACGCGGCGACCGGCGUGAAGCGGUCCCGCCACAAGCAGCAGCCGCAGCAGGAGGGCGACGGCGGCUCGACCAACACGUACUACGCGUACGGCAACAGCGACGGGCUGCUGGAGGACGAGCAGGAGCACGCCCUCACGCCGGACAAUCUGUACUUUGCGCACGAUGCCGGCGCGUCCGCGUACGGCAGCAGCAGUGAGACGUACCGCAGCACGACACCGCCGGGUGCGGCCGCCUACCUGAACAACAGCAUCGGCGGCCCGUACGGGACCAUAGAAUUUAGUCAUAACAAUCACUUCGCGGAGGCGGUGCACGUACCGUUCUCCUAGCUCGUUGGUGGAGCGGUCCAUCCGCGCACCACCCUUUAGUUUCAUUCGUUCGCGACGCCAGUCAAUGCCAGUAGCAACUAAUGCAGGUGGUUUCGGGCAGGGUUUGACGCGACGGCUUGGUGCAAUAGUUCCAAUCAAUCCAGUGCAAUAUUAUUGCAAUCAUUCUGUGGCGGUGAGGCAACGCUCCUGCAUUGCCAACCGGCUGCAGCGAUUCGGCACGUUGCACCGAGCGGUUUGUCAGUGAAACGCCCCAGCCUACUGCGCCAAGGGAUGACUGCGCUAGGCGGCUAAAUGCUCAGUAUGUUUGGUUUAUUGUUUGCGAGUUGCUUUACAUUAAUUUUAUUUUUAAUCUUUUGCGUUUCUGUAGGCGUACACCGUAACAGGGGCUUUUUAUAUUCCUUUCUUUUUUCUUCCCCCCUUUUCCCCUUCUUGAUUGUGCAAGUACUACACGCCAUUGAAGCAAUGACGCCUUUAUUUUAUAUUUAUAUAUAUAUGGCUCCAAACCCUCCCCGUUAUCGGGCUUGAUGGUCCGUCUUAUCUCUAAUAGUGAUGGGAGCGCUGUGGAGCGGCUACGAUUCCGAGUGUGUCACAGUCGGAGCUGGGCGCGGAACCACUCCGACCAGCUCCGAACGAUGCCGACCGAACGUACGCUCCCGAGCCGGUUCCAGCAUUUUUGGAGCUAGGAUCGUAUUUUUGGCUUUUGCUUUGCCAACUGUACCCCCGCCCUCCCUUCACGGUAUCUCUGUACUGGCUGGCUAUCAGUGACUUAAUAAUCGAUCCUAUACAGCCGACUAGCUAGUUCUGUGCGCGCGGGAACUCCCUACUGAGCGAGCUGUACAGCUCGAAAGAGGAUGCGUGCUACCGUGCCGCAGAACGAGGUCAUAUCCGAAGCAAUAUACAAACAGUGUAAUAUGUUUUCUAUUUUUGGUUGAUGCCCCCUGAUUUUAAUACGUCUUUUUAAUUAAGUGUAGCGUUAACUUAAACAGUACUUUUAUGCAUCAUUCUUUGGAUCGCUGUAUGCUAUCAAAGACCUACAAAUUGUAAAGAAAAAAAUAGAAUAGAACAAUAAGCUAAAAUUACAACAUUUACGAUAACUAGGCUUCUUUUUUUUUAACUGAACAGAUUACUAAAUAAUCUAUCCAGCAGAAAGAACAGCCGUUACGGUGGGGGGGGGGGGGGGGUGAGCGAAGAAUGCUAACGGUCGUUUUGACCGUGUUGAAGCAUGUUUCAACUUUAUGGCAACACGGUUAGUAGCACUGUUUUGAGGCAGCAGUGCAACUUUCGCGUAUGCGAAAUUAGCAAAACUUCCAAUUCAUUAUUAUUUUUUUUUUUUCGAUGUAUAUUUUUGCGUUCGCAAUCGCAAAUCGAAAGUCGACACUGUCGUCUCUGUGUACAGUCGGUGUUGAUGGGAGGGAGCGUAAGAACGACCUCUUCCACGCGAGAGCUCUGAGCUUGUUCAGUGACGUGUCAUGGGUAUCAUCUGUUUUAAGUAUUGUUAUCCGGAAAAUUAUAUUAUGUUAUUUUGCGCGUUUUUUUUUAAAUGAAAAAAGUGUGGUCUAUACGAUCAAAGUAAGCUUAAAAAAAGUAUAAUUUUAGAAAAAAAAAUUGUAAAUACAAAUAAUGAUUAACAAAAAACCUAUAUGGUGGAUGGUGGAGUGUGUAGAGCCGUGAGCCCCGAGCGCUCUGCAUCGUGCAGAGUGUUUGGAGCUCAAGAAGCUCUGCCGAGCGACAAUAGAGCGUUUGCAAUUCACUUGACAUAGAACAAACGAGCUCAUCUCCUCUUUGAAAAGAGUUACUGGGCACAGCAACACUGGUCAGCAUGCAACAUUCUAUUGGUUAGUAUGGUGCCAUCGUUGUCCUGAUGUUUGCCAGUGUGACCGUACGGUAGACUUUUAUUUUGUAGGAAGUUAUAAGUACUAGCUCCAUCUACAGUGGAUUGCGCUGUACUAUUUCAGGUUCCUGUACAUCUGAGAAGGGGCAGAAAAUUCGCAGCGCCUGCGCCUGGUUUUGAUAUCAGGCUGCGAGCGAGACACACACACACAGCUCGCACUGCUUUGUCCAUGCUUAGAAGCGGGAUAGAAAUGGAAUGAAACACAUCGGGUGAAAGAGGCUACGCUUGCUUAUCGGGGAAAAGAAAUAUGGCGUGCCUAUUUUCCUCCACGGCUGUGUGAAAAGUAAGCAACCAGUCAACAACGAAAGCUCGAGCAGUGCAGUCGAACAGGACCGCACUGUCCGGACCCGUAUUUACAAAGGGAAAAAGAGACAGCGUGUGCGUGCGUGUUGUGGGGUAGAGAGAAAGAGAAGUACAGAAUUCUGCUGGGUUGGUAGAUGAUGUAAAGCAGUUCGGUUUCAUAUGCUCCAGCUCCAGCAGUAGGGCUGGUGCAAUUAGUCGAGCGUCAAAAACCAUGCCCCAGCAGCGCAAUCAGCAGUAGAAGGUGUGCAUUGUAACAUUAGUGUUAGUGGUAAUACAUUUAGAAAAGCCUUUCAGUAGGUCCAUAAUGGUAGUGUAGUUAAAUAGUAAUCAUUCUGGCAACGUUUAGAGAUACAUACCAGAAUCUUCCCAUGUGGUUCACAUCUGGCCAAG
Messenger RNA from Anopheles arabiensis, 8296 nucleotides. RefSeq names its product integrator complex subunit 6 (gene IntS6). Lineage: Eukaryota; Metazoa; Arthropoda; Insecta; Diptera; Culicidae. Gene Ontology annotation, cellular component: integrator complex. Gene Ontology annotation, biological process: snRNA 3'-end processing. The coding region runs from base 1330 to 5712 and encodes 1460 amino acids. The transcript is spliced from 3 exons. The record is from RefSeq and is a predicted model, not a curated record.